AUGCGCGAGGGGGAUCACGAGAACGAGGAGAGAGGCGUUGGGAGGACGCACGGUGACGGGGAAACUGGGGAUUGGUGUGACAGAGAGCGCGGAGGAGGCGAGAGCCUAAUGUACAAGGGGAAGGCUCGAGGGGAAGGACGGUGGGAAGCGGCGGGAGCAGGUGCAGCAGCAGCAGCAGGGGAAGCAGAAGCAGGAGAUGCAGGAGCGGCAGGAGUGGCAGGAGAGGCAGGAGCGGCAGGGGAUGCAAGAAGAAGAAAGGAAGGCGAAGGGAGCGUUGGAAGGGGUGAAGCGCGCACGUCAAAGGCGGUGCAUGGGGAGGUGGCGGAGGAACAACGUGGCAAUGGCUCUUUGUUCUCGUGCGAUUCCAUCUACUGCGAUUUUAUCGACUCUCUCCCCUCCUCCGUGUGGCUCCAUAUCUUCCGCAGGGCCAGCCUGCCCGCUCCUCACCCCACUCAUCGCCAUGCUCACUCCCCCGACGCCCCUCACGCCGCCCACGCCUCUCCGUCCGCUCACGCCAUCCCGCCCCUUGAACCCGCCUGUCACGGCCAGAGCGAGAGCACACAGAGAAGAGAUGCCGGCAGCGUGGGUGAUGAUCAUCCGUGGCAGGGCUGUUCGGGGAGGGACGGCAAGAGGGCCCCGAAUAAUGGCCAUGGCCAUGUCGUCCUUGAGAACACGCAACUUCCCACAUACUCCCCGUCUCCUGCAGAAUUGAGGGAUGGCAGAGGGGGGAGGGGCGAAAGAGGAGGAGUGUUAGGAAGGGUGGAGAGGACAAGGUGGGCGGGGGGUGAGGGAGGAGAGCAGGAGCUGGUCCAAGGAGUUGGUAGAGUCUUGGAGGAAGAAAAGGAGGUGGAAGGGGAGCAGGAGCAGACGGAGGAGGAGGAGCAGGGAGUGAGUUGGGGUAUGAUGGCAUGGCUGGGAGCAUACCCGUGUCUGCGCCAUAUGUCCCUGGAAGGCAGUGCCUGGACAUGGCAUGUGCCCGGCCUGCACAUGCCAACUUCACACCCACCUCGCAUGCCCGAUACCCCCUUCUCUUGCCCCACCCCACCGUCUCUGUCACACCACUCCUCUCCUCUUCCGCCUCCUCCUUUCUUCCCCUGCCUCACGUCCCUCCACCUCUCCAACGUGCGGUAUGACUGGCCUCUCUUCUCCCUCCUCCACCGCCUCUCUCCUCAGCUCACCUGCCUCUCUCUCACCCAUGCCAUGGAGCAAUGCUCCCUUCCAAUCCCCCUCUCUUCAUCCUCGCCUCCCCACUCCCCUUCCUCCUCCUCCUCGUUUUCCUCCUCCCUCACCUCCUCGUUCAACUCAUCGUUCUCCUCCCUCUCUCCCACCUUCCCACACCAUCUCUCCAUCACCCUCCACCUCCCUCUUGCCCACACCAUCCGCUUCCACUUCACCGCAGCCUCACGCCUCUCCUUCCUCCUCCUCGCCUCGCCCCGUCUCUCGACUCUCUCCAUUGUCGGGGGUGGGUGUCCCGUGACCGUUCUCAACACACCGCAUCUCCACUCCUUGGUGGCUGGCUGCAUCGACCUCUCACUCCCUCACCUUCUCUCUGUGCGUCAUCUCUACCUCCUCGUCGAGCCCAACGCCCUGCUACUGCGCCAGCCCACACGGGUACUACCAGGUGGUUAUGCUGGGAUCGCAGCACUUGGGUCUGUACACGGCGCACCUGACAACCUUUCUGGCGUUUUGCCUGGAUUUUCACCUGUCGUAGCAGGUCGGGUGCGGGUUGGAGGGCAGUGGCUGUUGCCAGAGAUGAGAAGCGACGCGGAAGAAGGCAUUCGAGACAGCAGCCCACACUUUCCCAGCGGCCAUAGCAUCCGUAUCAGCCCCACCUACAGCAGCAGCAUCAGUAGCGAGUUUUACAACGGCGUUGGAGACGCACACUUAUCGUCGUCUCACACCAAUCCAGUGGCCUCCACACUCGAGCACCAUCCCAUCCCCCCCCCUUGCAGUUGGCUGGCUCGUGUAGCAGGCACAGUGGAGAUUCUGGUUGCACGGCGGGUGAUAGGGCAGCUGGAGUGCGGCACGUGGGAUAGCCUCAGGAGCAUGGCAGUCAAGUGCAUAUCCUCCCGCCGCCAGCACCACCAUCCCACUCCGCCCUUCGCCCUCUCCGCGCUGCACAGGCAGCAGCCGUUGAGUCUCACUGGAGCCACCACCGCUGGCAACAGCAGUACUGCGGCUAGUUUCGGUAGCGGUUUGCGUGGUGUGUUUGCAGCAGGAGCAACAGCAGCAGGAGGAGGACAAGACGUGCCCAUGACCCAGGGACGAAUGGGUGAUACAUUGAAUGAUCUGCAUCACCCGCUUCCUCCUUACAAUCCUCCUGCUCUCUUCUCUUUGUCUGAGAUCGAUUCUUCAUCCGAGCCCAGCCUGCUCCCGUUGCCAGUGGGUACGGGCCUUUUGGGUUUCUUCUGCUGCUUGCUGGGUGCGCCCUGCUCUCGUGCAUCCCUGCACGCCCUGCUUCUGCACUGCCCUCUCAUGCGCUCCCUGCACGUGUGGGUGCCUGCUGCUGCUGAGACGUGGCAAUGGGAUGUGAGGAGCGGAUGGCUGGAUGAGGGACGGAGUGACGAGGAGUGGGAUGGGGUUGGGGAGGGUGGGAAGGAAACGGAAGAGAGUGACGAUGAGCGCAUUGACGAGGAGAGAGGAGGAGAUGGGGAGGGUACGGAGGAGAGAAACAGGGAGGUUAGUGGUAAGCAGGAGGAGUGUGCAUGGGAGGAGGUGAGGGUGGGGGAGAAGGUGCUAAAUCUGCCGCUGCACAUGCCUGUCAACAGUAUGAGCAUUGCGAAUCUUAGCAUCACAGCAAUGGGUGCCAGUAGGGCCCCCAUCUCUCAUAAGCCAUUGUCAUCGCUUAGACAGGUACCUGCUUCCUGGAAGCCCUCACACAGUACAGCAAACACAGGGAGGCAAGAUAGCAGCAGAGGCAGGAACAGAGAAAGCAGCAGCAAUGUUGGUGGUGGUGGCGGCGGCGGCGGUGGCGGUGGUGGCAGUGCAAUGUGGCGUGGCAUGCAUGUGUUUCACGAGCGUAUCGAUCCAUCAUAUGGACUCCAUCGUGAAGAGAUGUACUUGUAA
This is a messenger RNA of Closterium sp. Naga37s-1, 3066 nucleotides long. NCBI's taxonomy places the organism in Eukaryota, Viridiplantae, Streptophyta, Zygnematophyceae, Desmidiales, Closteriaceae. The record is from the annotation of a GenBank genome assembly.